Molecule: messenger RNA, 1392 nt
Organism: Sphenostylis stenocarpa
Lineage: Eukaryota; Viridiplantae; Streptophyta; Magnoliopsida; Fabales; Fabaceae
Source: the annotation of a GenBank genome assembly
AUGGAUAAGAGGUUGGUUAAGGCAGCUGCCACAGGAAACAUUGAUGAUCUUGGGAGGUUGAUGAGAGAAGACAUGCUCUUGCUGGAAGCUGUGUCCAUGGUUGGGGCUCAAACUCCUUUACACAUAGCUUCAGCGUGUGGUCAACUUUCUUUCGUCAAAGAAAUGUUGAAACUGAAGAAGCAAUUCGUCUAUGAACUGAACCAAGAUGGGUUCACUCCCUUGCACCUUGCCUCUGCGAAUGGUUAUCUGGAAGUGGUGGUUGAGCUUCUGAAAGUUGAUCAUGAGCUGUGUGGCAUUCAGGGGAAGGAUGGAAGGCUCCCUCUUCAUUUUGCUGCAGUGAAAGGAAGAAUUGAUGUGAUGAAGGUGUUGCUUGACGCAGGUCCACUCAGUGUUGAAAGCAAAACGGCGAGGGGGGAAACUCCGCUUCAUAUUGCUGUGAAAAACAACCAGUUUGAUGCAGUUAAAUUGUUGGUGGAACAUGCGAAGAAAUUGAAGAAGGAAAGAUUCGUGUUGAAUGAAAAAGACAACCAUGGAAAUACUGUCUUGCAUCUGGCCGCGUCAAGGAAGCAGUACGAGAUAGUUCAUCUAUUGUUGGUAGAGGAUGAUGUUGCCAAAGAAGUGAUGCGGGUGAAUUGGUUGAACGAGAGAGGAAUGACCCCUCUUGAUGUUCUUAUGGUAUUCCAAAGCGAAGCUGGUGAUUUAGAAAUUUACAGAACUCUGGUGAAAGCAGGAGCUAAGAGUGGAAGGGAGAUUGAGAAUGAGAAUGAGAAUGAGAAUGAAGUUGGUAGAAUAUCCAACAACACAGGGCAAUCAGUAGCACCUAUGGAAUUGGAGAUCAUUCAUGAUAAUCAAGUUCCUCCAACAAACACCUCUAAUAAUGAACAAUCAAACCCAAGUACAAGAAUACGCUACUGGCCACGAGUUGAAGAUAUGAAAGAGUUAUUCGGAUACAAACCGAACAGAGAUUCUAUUAGUGAUGUGCGUAAUAUACUGUUGACCGUAGCUUCACUUAUGGUAACAGCAACCUAUCAGGCUGUACUUAGUCCCCCUGGCGGAGUGUGGCAGGACGACGCCGAUGGACACACGGCUGGAAAAUCUAUUACGGCCACCAAAUCAAAAAUAACAUUUUGGAUGUUUAUUCUGGGCAACAGCAUAGGAUAUUAUACCUCUUUUUUUAUGAUCAUUUGGCUAACAAUUGACUUCCCUUUGCAAUAUCCUUUGUUGUUGUUGUCAUUUUUCAUGUCAUUCAACUACAGUGCAUCCAUGUCUAGUCUUGUACCAAGCGGUGACUGGGAUUACAAUUUCUUGGUAGCCCUAGCUAUAGGGUUUGGCUACUUGACUCCAUUAGUUCCUAGUGUGAUCAGGAGACUACAGUGCCGCCGACACCAUUAA